Molecule: messenger RNA, 1236 nt
Organism: Trichobilharzia regenti
Lineage: Eukaryota; Metazoa; Platyhelminthes; Trematoda; Strigeidida; Schistosomatidae
Source: the annotation of a GenBank genome assembly
GUGCAAAGUAGUGAAGUUGCGCACCUGUAGACUGCAGAAUGCAAGUUACACCCUGUGAAAUGAAAGCUUGUCCUGCCCAACGUCGGAACGCGACUUAGGUCUAGUUCUAACGGAAAAAAUGGACACAAGCGUAAAUUACACAGGGGAUGUAGCGAGGGCAUAUGCGGUCAUACACUUUACGCAUAGACAGUUAGGUGCACUCACUCCUGAGCUCUUUCUAAUGUUGUACAAAACAUACGUCAGGCCCCACCUUGAGGUGCAUAAUAUUAUUGCACCCCUAAUGCUGAGAAGAGACGCCAACCUAUUGGAAAGAGUCCAACGAUCGGCAACAAAAGGAGUGGUUGGUCUCCGAAACAAACCAUAUGAUGAAAGGCUGAAGAAAUUAGGCCUGUUCACACUUAGCUACUGUCGGCUUAGGGGGGAUUUGAUUACUGCCUACAAAAUAACAAAUGACCAGAAUCACCCAAACAAAGGUGUUCUGCCAUUGAGUAGGUAUAGGCUCUCAUGUGGAAAUCCCAGAAGGAUAGCUCACCAGAGGGCGAGGACCCGGGUGCGCUCCCACUUCUUUUCACUGCGGGUUUGCCGUCCCUGGAAUUCCUCACCGGCAGAUGCAGCUAUGGCACCGUCUUUGGACGGCUUUAAGCGAAGGCUGGACAACCAUUCAGCGACACAAGGACUGCAUCCAAAAUGGCCUAUCCCCUUAAAGUUAUAAGCGAUCUUAUAGCUUGGGAGUAAUUACUUCCAUGCUAGUUUACAACAAUUCGUAACUAAUUCUAACCUAUGGGUCGAUUAUGAGCUUUUAUGGCAAAUGUAUAUUUCACCUACCUGAAGUGAAUCACGUAUGUAUUGAAAUGACGCUGAUCGUUAUUAUAAAGUGCUCUGAACUCUUAAUUAAUGUGGCAAGUCCUUAAAAAUAGGAUUUGCAGGUGAAACAGUGCAUUAUUCAGAUUCAGAUGAUAAGGAUAGAAGGCUCUUGUGGCCUGUGUUAAUCCUUGCAAAAUACAUCUCUGCAGAGAUCUAACUUCUUUUUGAAAGCGUUCACCAAUGGAGCUGAUACUACUGAAUCAGGUGAGGCGUUCCAGUUGUUGACCACUGGGAGAGAACCUAUAUUCUGCAGUUAUUUUAGUCGUCCUUGGUUUGAGCCCUUUUUUUCGUUGACCCCAUAAAUGUAUCCUAAAAGGGGAGAAAAGUUUAGAAAGGUCAUUUCCUAAAUCACCCUUAAGUAUACGGUAUGCU